Nothobranchius furzeri (turquoise killifish) is the source of this 2972-nucleotide messenger RNA. RefSeq names its product beta-secretase 2 (gene bace2). Gene Ontology annotation, biological process: amyloid-beta metabolic process; membrane protein ectodomain proteolysis. NCBI's taxonomy places the organism in Eukaryota, Metazoa, Chordata, Actinopteri, Cyprinodontiformes, Nothobranchiidae. Gene Ontology annotation, molecular function: aspartic-type endopeptidase activity. Gene Ontology annotation, cellular component: endosome; plasma membrane; trans-Golgi network. The record is from RefSeq and is a predicted model, not a curated record.
CUUUUUCAACGAUAAACUUGACACAGUUGGAGAUGGAGGCGAAACAUCUGCGAAAAGUACCAACUACGUGAAGUUUGAUCAGGGUAGACAGUCACACGCUGUUGCUGUUGACUGGUAUCUGCGGUUUUUUCGUGACGGUGAAAAGGACAACGUUUCCAUGAUGGCGACACCGGCGCUGCUAUGACGGUUAACUGUAAAACUUUAAGGAGCAAAGUUUGAGCAGUGUCUUAUGACACUUUCUGGAAUCAAUAACGCUGUUAAAAACAAAACCUUUUACAACCAUGAUCUUCAUUUCUCUUUCAGCGUGGGCAUUUACUUUUAGUUUUUUCUUUGGCGUGUCAAAAUGCUACUUUUCCAUUCCGCUGAAGAUAUACCCGGGGCAGUACAACGUCUCCGCGGAUGGAGACUUGCCUCCUCUUCGACUCGUAGCUUUAAAGUCUGAUGGGAACGAUCUCUCUUUGGCCUCUGACCCAACUGGGACUGUCAACUUUCUGGAUAUGGUCAGCAACUUGCAAGGGGACUCUGGAAGAGGCUACUACAUAGAAAUGUCGAUCGGUACACCUGGCCAAAAGCUGAACAUCCUGGUGGAUACCGGCAGCAGUAACUUUGCUGUGGCUGCAGCUCCACACCCAUUCAUUACUCACUACUUCAACACUAAACUCUCCAGCACCUACCGGUCGUCCGGUCGACCUGUAGGUGUCAGGUACACCCAGGGAAACUGGGAAGGUGAGCUGGGAAUUGAUGUCGUCUCCAUCCCAAAAGGCCCAGAUGGAACCAUCAUCAUCAACAUUGCAGCCAUCUUGUCAUCCGACGGCUUUUUUCUCCCUGGAAUCAACUGGCAAGGCAUCCUGGGAUUGGCCUAUCCCACGUUGUCACGGCCGGACUCAUCCGUGGAGCCCUUCUUUAACUCUGUGGUGAAGCAGCUCGGAAUUCCCGAUAUGUUUUCCCUCCAGAUGUGUGGUGCUGGUCUGUCGGCCAGCAGCGCUGCAGAUCCUCCGGCUGGCAGUCUCAUAAUGGGCGGAGUUGAGCCGACUCUGUAUCGGGGGUCCCUGUGGUACACCCCUAUAGUCGAGGAGUGGUACUACCAGGUGGAGGUUUUGAAGCUGGAGGUUGGAGACCAGAAUCUGAACCUUGACUGUAGAGAGUAUAACACGGAUAAAGCCAUCGUUGACAGUGGGACGACACUGCUGAGACUUCCUGUCAAUGUCUUCAAUGCGGUGGUGGAAGCCAUCACGAGCAGCUCUCUGAUCCAAGAGUUCUCUUCAGGGUUCUGGGACGGCACCAAGCUUGCAUGCUGGAUGAAGGGAGAAACUCCCUGGAAGUUUUUCCCAAAGCUGUCCAUCUACCUACGAGCCACCAACACCAGCCAGUCCUUCCGCAUCACCAUCCUGCCUCAGCUUUACGUCCAGCCUAUCACCGACGUGGACGGCACGCUGUCCUGCUUCCGUUUCGGGUUGUCCUCCUCGGCCAACGGCCUGGUGAUUGGUGCCACUGUAAUGGAAGGUUUUUACGUGGCGUUCGACCGGGCUCAGAAGAGACUGGGCUUCGCUCUCAGCAGCUGUGCAGUGAGCGGCGGAGCGGCCCUCUCGGAGAUCGCUGGACCCUUCCCAGCUGCAGACGUGGCUGCUGACUGCUCAGGCAGGUUGUUGAAGGAGCCCAUCCUGUGGGUUAUCUCCUACGCCCUGAUGGCGGUCUGCACCGUGAUCCUCAUCGGGCUGCUGCUAGCGCUGCUGCUGCCCUGCAGGUGCAGAGGUGGCUCUGAGGAGAUCACAGACGAGUCCUCACUGGUGCGACAUCGCAUCAAGUGACUGGGGGGAAAUGGACGGGCGAGCACCACAGACGAACAGAGGGACCGUGGACAGAGCCCAUCCACAGCUAUGGAGAAGGAAGUGGGGGUCAGUUUGAGCUGACCUUUAAUCCUGAACGUCAUGCUGACUUUAGACUGCUCUCGUGAGCUCAGCCCAUGGAGACAGUUGGACAAACUGCCUCUGAGAGGAAAGCUCCGCCCCAAAACACCUCCUACUGGAUCAACGUUCCUGUUUUAUUCCCAGUCCCUAAACAAACUCCUAAGGAGAAGACAUCAGGAAUGGAGGAAGGUGCACUGACAACAAUGCACUUAAACCUUUUGGUCAUGGCUUUUUCUGCUAAAUGCCAAAAAGUUUAGCUCUUUGGCCUUUUUCUGAACCCUUUUGUCUCUCUAAGGCUGUGAAAGGUAUUUGAUGAAUUGUAGGCAGUCUAACCAGACCCAACCAAAAUAAUCCCACAACGAGCUUUAUCGUUAGACGAUCAGGAGUGACGGGGAGCACUUUAACUCCACGUGGGUUAGAAAUGUCCAUGUUCUAGGAGCUGAUGGCUGAUUUUGUGCAUAUCUGACACCUUUUUCUGAUCAAAUUAAUUAGACUUUCUGAUGCUCAUUUUCUUCUGCGUAGCAAAUUAAUCUUUGACUUUAUUGAAACUGCAGGGAUGAAGCUGCUCUAAUCAUCUGGUAGUAAACAGAAAGGUGACAGAUGUUCACACGAUCAGCAGGUUGAGACUUGAUGCUCCUGAGCUGCACUUUGUUUCUAAAGCUGAUCAGAGGCGUCGCACCAAGCCACCGAUCAGAACUUCAGUCUGUUAUCGGCUUCGUUUAGCUGGUUGCCUAAAUUUCCGAAGCUGUCUACAUCCUGCACAUUUUUACAAAACAAACCCCAAAGACGUCUCUCUAAACUAAAAACGUUUGCAGACUCCUGACGGAACAAAAGUCACCUGCACACUACAAAUCAGUCUUCAAAGUGAAAAGUCGGUCGUGGGUUUGGACAGGAAGUGUGAAACGACCCACGCUGCCUAAAGCCUGUAAACCUGUCUGUCUGAAUGUUCACUUAUUUAAAGGUGUAUUUUUGUGCCAAAACUGUAAUUGUUGUGUAAAUAAUUGUUUGUGGCAAAUCCGAACUUAACAUUUUAAAUUAAUAAAAAUGUGGAUGCGUAGAACAAAA